This is a messenger RNA of Dicentrarchus labrax (European seabass), 6311 nucleotides long. RefSeq names its product CAP-GLY domain containing linker protein 2 (gene clip2). Gene Ontology annotation, cellular component: microtubule plus-end; cytoplasm; nucleus. Lineage: Eukaryota; Metazoa; Chordata; Actinopteri; Moronidae. Gene Ontology annotation, molecular function: microtubule plus-end binding. The record is from RefSeq and is a predicted model, not a curated record. Gene Ontology annotation, biological process: cytoplasmic microtubule organization. The coding region runs from base 833 to 3949 and encodes 1038 amino acids. The transcript has 18 exons.
ACCGAUAAGCUCGGGCCAGUUUAAAACCCCUAUGCUUUUAAACGGAGAACGUCACGGGGAUGAGCUAGACUGUAGUUUACUCUCAUCAUACCCCCAGGAGGCUCUGCUUCCCAGCCCCUUUGUUCAGUCUAGCCGGUGGGUUGAGUCAGAGGGAAGGCUGUGCUAACCCAAGAAAUCCAUUACCAGUGUGGGAACACCGACAAGAGCUGAGGAAGAGAGGCCCGGAAACAAAAAAAAACCCAGCCACGGUUACCGGGAGUCCGGAUCGAGACCGUGUUUAAACCAGAGCCAGACAGAGAGAAAAGUUGGCUUUUUUUUUUUUUUUGAGUGUUGCUGAUGCUGCGUUUCGCGUCGGGGACCGUCAGGACGUGUGUGCCGCUGCUCGGUGUCUACAAACAGCGAUACAUGUCGGUUAUCUUCGCCGCUGUGGGUUGCUUCUUUUCAUCCUGGGGAGAGAGACAAUAAUGAACCGGUAGACAAGCUGCUGAAGCCAUCACCGGUCGGUUGCUGACACUGUGCAGUGGUUGCCAUCCUCCGCCGAUCCACGCUGACUCUCCCUUUCAGUUUCUGCUCAGCAUCCAUAUUUGCAUCCCAGGGAGUGGCAACCACUAAUCCCCCUUUUCCUGGCAAGAAAAUUGAAAGUUGUCUCCCCCACCCCCCCCCCCCCCCCGCCCCCGGGUUGUCGGACACCCCUCGGACGCUCUAAUUUCACACAGAAAAGCUAAACAUGGAGAGCGAGAGCCGCCACUCCCACAUCUAGUGCCUGAUCCACAAGCCUUCAUCACCCAGGAAGGAGCUCUCAGGUCCCGGCCGUCUCCCCUGCUACUGUAGAAUGAAUAUGCUCAAGUCCAGUGGACUGAAAAUCCCUGGCCGGGGGCCCAAGCAUUCCAGCCCAGUGGGAAGGACCUCAGCGGGUGGAACUUCAAGCCCUGUCGUCCCUAAAGACAACUGUCCACUCAAGCCCACCACACCAACUAAAAUCUCUGAAGAGGGUGACGAUGUUUUGGGGGAUUACACAGUGGGCGAACACGUCUGGGUCAACGGUGUCAAACCAGGAGUUAUCGCCUACCUGGGGGAGACCCAGUUUGCCCCGGGACAGUGGGCCGGCGUGAUACUGAAUGACCUAGUUGGCAAAAACGAUGGUUCAGUGGGCGGAGUUCGCUACUUUGAGUGCCAACCCCUCCAGGGCAUCUUCACCCGACCCUCGAAGCUCAACCGACAGCCGGUUGGAGAGGGAAGCGACAGCCACUCCACUGACUCACUCUCUGCCCAGAAUCAGACUCAGCAGGGUGGCAGUGGCGCCCCCGCUGGCCAGCGGGUAGUGGUGCCACUGAGAGAGGGCCUACUCAAUAGCGCAGUGAAGACAGGCAAUGAGUCGGGGUCCAACAUGUCUGACAGUGGUUCGGUUAAGAAAGCUGGGGACAAGGAUCUUCGAGUUGGAGAUCGAGUUUUGGUGGGAGGCUCUAAGAUGGGAGUCAUACGCUACAUGGGAGAGACAGACUUCGCUAAGGGUGAAUGGUGUGGGGUCGAGCUGGAUGAGCCCCUGGGGAAGAAUGAUGGUGCAGUAGCCGGUACAAGAUACUUUCAGUGUCUUCCCAAGUUCGGCCUGUUUGCUCCGAACCACAAGGUGAUCCGCAUCGGCUUCCCCUCCACCAGCCCGGCCAAGGCUAAGAAGAGCAAGCGGGUGGCCAUGGGGGUUUCCUCUCUGGCCCACAGCCCCAGCAGCUCCUCCAUCAGUUCAGUCAGCUCGGUGGCCUCCUCUGUGGGUGGACGACCGAGCCGAGCUGGACUGCUGACGGAGACAUCGUCGCGGUACGCCCGUAAGAUCUCAGGCACCACCGCGCUCCAGGAAGCCCUGAAGGAGAAGCAGCAGCACAUUGAGCAGCUCCUGGCCGAGAGGGACCUGGAGCGAGCCGACAUGGCCAAGGCCACCAGCCACAUCUGCGAGGUGGAGAAGGAGCUGAGCGUCCUCAAGGUGCAGCACACGCAGUUUGUAACAGAGAAUGAGAACACCCUCCAGCAAGUCAAAGCCAUGUUGGCCAGCACACAGAAAGAUAAGCUGGAACUGACCAAUCAGCUGGAAGAAGAAAAAAGGAAAGUGGAGGACCUCCAGUUCAGAGUAGAGGAGGAAUCCAUCACCAAAGGAGACCUGGAGACUCAGACGAAAUUGGAGCAUGCCCAUAUUCGACAGCUUGAGCAGUGUCUGCUCCUCGAAAAGUCGAGAGUAGAGACGCUUCAGAAAGACUUAGAGAAGAGGAGGCAAACCACAGUUGAAGAGCAGAGUCGUAUCAUGCAGCUGGAGAAUGAGCUCAGCAGCCGUAGAGCUGAGAUCGAGAACCUCCAGGCUCAACUCAGAGGAUCAGACAGGAGCUCACAGCAAGCCAACAACAGUGAGGCUGCCCCGGGGUCCGACACCCAGCAGGAGACCCUCCUCCUGCGCGAGCAGCUUGUGUCGGCGGGCCGCGAGCACUACAAGGAAAACAGCGAGCUUAAAGAGAAGUACGAGACGGCGAUAGCAGCGAGCCAGCAGGAGGUAGACGCCUUGAAGGCGGUGGUAGAUAAUAAGAACCAGGAGAUCGGUGAGAUGAAGCAGAAAGUCCAACAGGCCACCAAGGAAAACAUGGAAAUGAUGGACACCUGGAAGGCUAAAUUUGACACUUUAGUGAGUGACCACCAGCGUUCCUUGGAGGAACUGAAGGCCACAUUGUGUAGUGAUCAUACUACUCCAGCAGGCCAAGAGCUGGACGCCCAGGAGCUGAGAACCACUCUGGAGGCGCUGAAGAUGGAGCACCAGCUGGAGAUGGAGAAUCUCAAAGCCAAACAUAAGAUCGAGGCCGCCAUGCUGACCAAGGAACGCGAAGACCUGUGCACUCGUCUUCAGGAGGCCAAAGAGCAGCUGGCUGAGGGCAACCAUACGUGGAGGACCGAGGUAGUGGCCAAAAGCAGCAAACAGGCCCUUGAAGAGGCUACCGAGAAGCUACAGAAGGCAGAGCAGAGGCUGGCGGAGAUGGAGAAGCUUCAGAUGGAGAAGGACAAAAGCACAGGGGAGCUGCGAGAGAGACUGGAGCUGUCGGAGAAGAAGAUGACCGACUACGAGGCUCUGCAGAAGGCCCAGGCAGAGAGCCAAGAGGAGAUCCAGAAACUGGAGGAGAAACUGAGGGUGACAGCGAACCAGCUCCAGGCCAUCCAGGCAGACCGCUACACAUCCCAUGAUGCAAAUGUGAUAGAGGAUAAUGAAAUUUCAGAUGAGAAGAUGAAGCUAAAACAGAAAAUUGAAGAAACAAUGGAGAAGAUGUUGAAAAGGGAAAAAGAGGUCUCGACUCUCACGUCCCAGGUUGAAGCCCUCAAAUCCCAGAUGGGAGCCCUGGAGGGUAAAGUUCGCUCAGGGGAAAAGAAAGCCGAAGCCCUGGCCAAGGAGAAGCUGCGUCUGGAAGCGGAGCUGGAGUCUAUGACCAAGAAGUCCCAUGAUGCCUCUGGGCAGCUGGUCAACAUCAGCCAGGAGCUGCUGAAAAAGGAGAGGAGUCUGAAUGAACUGAGGGUGUUACUCCUGGAAUCGCAUCGCCAUUCGAGGGACAUGGAGAAAGACCUGAACCGAGAAGUGCACAAGGCUGAGUGGAAGGUCAAGGAGCAGAAACUUCAGGAUGACAUCAAGACCUUGCGUGAAAAAUUACUUCUACUGGGUCGGGAACGGUCUUCACCUGACCACCGGCGGUACUCCAUGCUGGACCCCUCGGCCCUGGACUCAGAGAUGACCCGCCUCCGCCAGCGGCUGUUGAGCACCGAGGACGCCCUGAGGAACGCCUUGGAACACAACCAGCAAGUCGACCAGCUGGUCCAGGCCAUGCGCAGGCAUCCAGAUAAAAGCCCGGCACAUGGUGCGAAUUCAGCCAAUGGAAUUCAUCAUCAGGAGUCAGACAGUCCUCGAGAUGUUGGACCAACACUGAUAUGAGCAGAAGAGAUAAGACUGAACUGGGACGUGCAGACGUACAUCUUAAAAGAAAAGCUCGUCCGACGUUUCUCCUGAUCCUGAGAUGGAUGUCUGAAGAACCUUUCAGUUUACAGUUAAAACCAAAACAGCGAAUCUCUCUCUCUCUCUCUCUCUCUCUCUCUCUCUCUCUCUUGAGGGAAUUUAUGUGUUUGUUGCAGAAAGCACCUAUUAGCCAAUCAUGAAGACCGCUUAAAGUACUAUAAAAUAUAAACAGGAAAUGGGACAUGGACAUGAAGAGAUAUUAUCGGUACAACUCCCAAGAACAUACAGAAUGGCAACUUUUCGAUUGCUUUACAGUAGUUAGAAAAAUUUGAAGCUACAAGUUGCCGGGAACUCUGUGACAAUUCUGAAUUUUGAUCCGGAAGGCAAAAAAACGGCUGAUGGACAACGAUGUGAAGAAAUGAAGAACCGGGUCUCAAUCGCUUUGUUUAUUUUUAUUUAUUACUUUUACUUUGCUCCUCAGCUUUGUAAUGAUGCUCUACGGGUGAGCUGUCCUGGCCAGUGAUACUCAGAGCAACUCUUCAAGGAUGACAGUGGCUUAUUUUUUAGGGAGUUUGGCUCAUUUGUCACUUUAUUAAAUACCUGAUGAGAGAAUUACUAGCAAACUCUGUCCGGUGCUUUAGUGUACAAUAAAAGUUAUUGGAAGUAUUAAAAAGGGGCCUUUAAAGUAAUAAUUCACCCCAAAAUCUGUCUUUUCAAUAUAAAAUACACACUCAGAGCUAAGUAGCUGAAUAAAGUUUUCAUUUCAACGUCCUUGGUUGUGAUUAGACUGAAUCCAUUUGUUAUAAUGGAUUCCAGUGGUCAGUUUCAUGUUUGGAAAAUGUUUUAAACCGUCCACAGAAAUGUCUAAAACCACCUCCCACAACAUAAUCCACUUCUCCACUCUCCAGCCAUGUGCUGAGUCUGUUCCAAACACUGUUUCUUUCAUCAAGAUACAGCAAAAACACUGUCUCAAUUCUCACAUACAGCCCCUUUUGAUACUGAAAAAAAGACAGAUCUUAAAGCAGUCGGAAUGUGUUUGUUUUGGUCUUUAUCAUUUAUAAAAAUCAGUUACAAAAAGCGUUUUAAACCCUUCACUGUCUGACCAUCAUCAAGUAACAGUACUCUUGGACUCCCUGAUACUCCCUGAAAAACAACUUGAGAUUUAGAUUUGCAUCUUUAAGUAAGCAAUCAAGCACAACGAGGCGUCUUGAUAUAAUAAAAAAAGAUGGAAAGGGUGGAGGCACAACCCAAAGCAGGCUUUUAUUCUCUCUGGCAUCCUGUGAGUGUAAUAUCACGCUUAUAUAAUGGCCACUUAUCAGAGAAAACAUUACAUUUAAUUUUUUUGAAUAUGUGGUAUUCCGUCAUGGGAUCCCAUUCAAAACUGUGGUUAGACCAUUGAUUUGAACUGUGCCAGUGACAUAACAACUGACAUAACAACAACAUAACAACUGUUUACCAUAAACUAUUCCAAAUCAUCCUCCAGGGGAUCUGUUACAGAACUGACAAAGAUCAUUUCAACCACUAAUCCUCUCUUCAGGUGUUUGAUAAGGUGGCUGUUGGGCCAAUUUCCUCAAAGAAAGCAGUCCUUUUUAGCAAUUGCACAACAGUGGACUCCCCGCUAGGACUCGAGAUUAAUAUUAAUGAACCUGGGAGGCUCUGAGUUAUGUUAUGUAGUGAAUUAUUCCAGACUUUUGCGUUCUCUUAAACUCUGUCUGAACCUGUACCAAUACACUUCUUACUCUGUCGGUAAUGAUCAGCUAUUUUGUUUACUGUGGACUAUGUAUCAGUACAGACUCCAUCCAUACGCUAGUAUUAAUUAAUUAUAUACGGUACAUCAUAGCAGCCUUGUUUAAUGCUGUAUCAAUGUGUCCCUGAUUACUUUAAUGACCUUUUGUUAAGUACUGAAGGGCUGUCACUGGAGCUAAAACCCAAACAAUGGGUGUAAGGUGUUACACUCAUCCUGACAACAUCUGGAUUUAAUUUGCAAAAAAAAAAAAAAAAAAAAAAUGGCAUCAACAUAGGAUUUAUACUGUAAGUCUUCCAAAUAUUGUUUUAUCCAUUUGUCAACUAAACUAUGAGAUCCUGUUUGGAGCUGGCCAUAGUUUGCCGUCGUUGCAUUACAGGGGACAUUACGCAGAGGUGAGUGGUGUGGAAAGCUUGGAGUUGUGUCUCCUGAGCAAAACAUGUAGGGCAGGCGCUGGUCAGCUAAGAUAAAAAAAAAAAAAAAAACUAAAUUUUCCAUUGGAUAUUGUACAUGGCCUUUUUCAGCUGGAGGGUUCAUACCCUAUGGAUUAUUGCUGCAAUGGUUUUGGAGAUUGAGUCAUUAAAUAUUAACAAUGUG